AUGACCGAGAGCCGUUUCGAGGCCGAGAGCCGUUUCGCCGUAGGGACAUUUCGCGACAUUCCUGCUAGAAGGUAUAAUUUGUCUACUGGUGUUGGCUUUAAGCACCCUGUUAUAAUGCGAACCGUUUCAUUUAAAGCAGUAUCAAUUUGUUUAGUGUGUGUUGAUCUUCCCCACACCGGGCAUGCAUAUUCAGCCACCGAGAAACAUAGAGCUAGUGCCGAGAUUCUAACUGUUUCGGGUUGA
Molecule: messenger RNA, 243 nt
Organism: Macrosiphum euphorbiae (potato aphid)
Lineage: Eukaryota; Metazoa; Arthropoda; Insecta; Hemiptera; Aphididae
Source: the annotation of a GenBank genome assembly